Messenger RNA from Verruconis gallopava, 1388 nucleotides. RefSeq lists its product as uncharacterized. Gene Ontology annotation, cellular component: endoplasmic reticulum. The transcript has 4 exons. Lineage: Eukaryota; Fungi; Ascomycota; Dothideomycetes; Venturiales; Sympoventuriaceae. The record is from RefSeq and is a predicted model, not a curated record. Gene Ontology annotation, molecular function: dol-P-Man:Man(5)GlcNAc(2)-PP-Dol alpha-1,3-mannosyltransferase activity. The coding region runs from base 33 to 1292 and encodes 419 amino acids.
AACAACAUCGUAUUUUCCAUUUAUCGAAAAUUAUGGAAUCGAUAAAAAGUCUGUUCUUGAUAGCGAAGGAUCCGAAACAGACGAGAUGGGUCUCGCCUCUACUCAUCGCUGGCGAUGCAGUGUUGUGUCUAGCGAUCAUAUGGAAAAUUCCAUACACGGAGAUUGAUUGGGUCACAUAUAUGCAGCAGAUUGACGCCUACGUGAAAGGCGAAAAGAAUUACUACAAAAUCGAGGGUGACACGGGGCCGCUCGUGUACCCAGGCUUGCACGUGUACAUAUACAGGAUCCUACAUGCAUUGACAAAUCGAGGUCAGAACAUCGUAGUUGGACAGGUUCUAUUCGCGCUGGUCUAUCUUGCUACCCUGGCUGUCGUUAUGGCUUGCUAUCGUCGUGCCAAGGUUCCGCCUUACGUGUUUCCAUUGCUGGUGCUAUCCAAGCGCUUGCACAGCAUAUACAUGUUGCGGCUGUUCAAUGACUGCUUCGCCGUUCUCUUUCUAUGGCUCACGAUUUAUGCGUAUCAAAAGAAGCAAUGGGUCCUGGGAACAACCUACCUCAGCUGCGGUGUUGGCGUCAAAAUGAGCAUUCUUCUGUCCAUCCCCGGUGUAUCCUUUGUCUUGCUUCAGGCCAUCGAGCUUGAGCGUUCGAUCACAAUGGCGCUUUUGGUUGCGCAAACACAGGGUCUGUUCGCAUAUGAAUUUGUGCGAACCCAUUGGCGUGCAUAUGUCUACCGUGCAUUCGACUUUGGCCGUCAGUUUCUCUACAAAUGGACAGUGAAUUGGCGCUUCGUCCCAGAGGACAUCUUCCUGUCUAGAUCGUUCUCUAUCAGCUUACUGGCAGCACAUGCAGCCCUCCUACUACUCUUUGCGUGGACACGCUGGGUCAAGCCAUCAAAGAAGUCUUUACCGGAGACGAUUCAGUUCUUCAUGUCUGAAAUGGCGGACUGGCGCGUUGCCGAAGCCAUAUCCGACAGAGUCACACCAGACUACAUACUGACAACUAUUCUAACAUCAACUGCCAUUGGAUUGCUGUGCGCUCGCUCUCUUCACUAUCAAUUCUACUCUCUGGUAGCAUGGUCGACACCGUUCAUGCUAUGGCGUAGUGGAUUGCACCCGGUGUCGAUAUACGUCUUGUGGGGGGCGCAGGAGUGGGCGUGGAACGUGUAUCCGAGCACGAAUGCUUCUUCCGGUGUCGUCGUCGGAUCUCUUGCUCUUAGUCUGGCAAUGUUGUGGUGGGGAACGCGCACCGAAGAGCAAGACGCGGUCAAGCAUGAGCAGCACGAACAUGUAGAAUAGGUCGGCUCAACACUCGUCCUCGUCACUGCUGGAGGGCAUUUUGCCGACAUUAUAGUCUUCCCUUUCCUCGUCGUCGUCAUCGCUAUCGCUAUAAAC